Messenger RNA from Gilbertella persicaria, 2352 nucleotides. RefSeq names its product topoisomerase II-associated protein PAT1-domain-containing protein. The transcript has 7 exons. Gene Ontology annotation, biological process: P-body assembly; deadenylation-dependent decapping of nuclear-transcribed mRNA. The coding region runs from base 1 to 2352 and encodes 783 amino acids. The record is from RefSeq and is a predicted model, not a curated record. Gene Ontology annotation, cellular component: P-body. Gene Ontology annotation, molecular function: RNA binding. Lineage: Eukaryota; Fungi; Mucoromycota; Mucoromycetes; Mucorales; Choanephoraceae.
AUGCGUGCACUAACUGAACAAGGCAAAACAGAUAAAGGUGUUGAACAUACUCAAUCAUAUGAUCAUACAGAUGAUGUUUACGAUUUUGCGGAUUUGCGUCAUCAAUAUGAGGUGAAUGACCAAGGAGAAACAGAAGAAGAUGAUGGUCUUGGUGAUCAACUUAUUGAAGAAGGUGACGAUAAUAACAUGUUGACCUUUGGUGACGCACCUAUUGACCAAGAUUUUGAUUUCUCUGGUAAUACGCAACGUUUUCAAGCCAACAUUCCCGAGGAAGAAGCAUUUUUUGUAAAACGAAAGCAUCAUGAAGAACCUCAAGGUGGAUUUCGUAAUCCUUGGGCUAGUACCCCAGUACGCCAAACUUCGUCUGGUAUUGGUAGAAGUUUCGGAGAGGCUUCUCCUAUGGCAAGUGCUAAAUCGAUUUGGGGUAACUUUGGUGGUGGACUUUCACCUGGCAGUCAACAUAGUUUGUCUCCUUUCUCUACUGCUAAUAGACAGGCCAUGCGUCCUCAACCUCAACAACAGCAACAGCCUCCUUUCAUGUCUCCUACGACAUCCACUGGAUAUCCAUCACAACAACAACAGCAACAACAACAACGUCGUCCUGUCACUUUGGAAGAUAUUGAAGCAGACAUUCAAAGACAACAAGCUGCUAACCGUUAUCGUGUCAACCAUGGAUCCCCCAAUGGCAAGACAUUGAGUUUGGCCGAGUUGGAAGCUGCUCUUGCUGCUGGUGCCAUGUCUCGUCAACAACAGCCACCACCCCCACCCCCUCAGCAACAACCUCAACAACCCUUUGGUUAUCCUACGCAACCUGAUCCAAUGCAACUAUUAGCUAUGAAACAACAGCAAGAAUUGAAAGAACAACAACUUUCUAUGGCUAGAGAAUUAAAGCGUAGAGAAUUGCAUCGCAAGUCUCAAUACGAUGGCCUUAUGACGCAACAUGAUAAAGAUGUUGUGAAUCGUAUUCAACUCUCUCAACUUGCGAGUGGUGAUCCUUAUGCUGAUGAUUUCUAUUAUCAGGUCUAUACGACCCUUCGUCAACGUCCUGGUAUGCCUUUGCAGACCAACAUUCCUCUCAACAAUGCCACGAAUGAACCUGGUCGUACUGGACGUGGUCGACGUGAAGAGAACAUGAUGCAACGCAUGCAACAGCAAUUGCAACGUAUUGUGAAUGAUGCCAAGCGUCGUCCUAAGCAGACACAAGUGUCCUUGGAAGGUGCUUUAGGUAAAAUCACUUCGCUUACGGUGCGUAAUCCUCGUCAAGUCUUGCAAGUUCCUUCAGCCACCAACAAUAAUGAACCCCAUAUGCCCAAGACGGAAACAAGCCCAACCCACCCUAAAUCAUUCACGGCGUAUGAUAGACGACAAGUCCUCAAGAUCACAGAGGACAUGUACACCAUUGUGCUCGAGAUAGAAGAAAUGCGUCGUCAAGGUGUUCCCAAGGACGAAGAAAACGAAAAGGACGCGAUGGAAGCAUUCAAUCAAAAGUACGCUGCCAAGGUUGAAAAGCUUUGGAAGACUUUGCGUUUGACUGAACAUGCUGAAUCUUCCUUCUUGAUCUCUUUACUCUCGACAGCCAAGGGUAAGAAACUGAUUCCUCGUAUCGUCCGUCAAUUGAGCCAUGAUCAAAACCUGGCUCUCUUGACUGUCUUGAUGGCCAAUUUCUCAAAGCUUCAAGUCUGUCGCCAUGUGAUUUAUCCCGGCACAACCGUUGCCAAUGUGGACGAAGCCAAGAAGCAACUGUUUGUGUUGUUUGAUGAAGUUGAACUCUUCAUGAAUGCCACGGCUCCUCAUCUGUUGGGAUUCAUUACAGAUGCUCCUCUUCGUAUUGUCGUGGGUCUACUUCAGUUGUUUUUGGAGAAGAACGAUAUUGGAUUGGUUGCUCAGACCAAGCCUGGUUUGGCUUUCUUGACCAUGCUUUUAUCGCGCGCUGAAAUUUUGAAGCAAGGAGGUGGUUCGUUGCAAGGAUUGCCCCCUCCUACACCUGAAGAAAUGAACCGUUGGCAAGAACUCUAUGGUCAUCUGUUUAAUGGACUCAAAGGUCGUUAUCUCUCUAUAUUCCCUUCCUUGUACUAUUUGGUUCCUCUUAACCCAAAUACGCCCAUGAUGCAAUUAUCACUUGCUGUGGAUGAUAUGUAUGUAUGGCAAUUCUUGGCUGCCAUGGCUGUGGGUGCUUCUAUGGAUCAACAACAUAUUUUAGUGACUGAAGUCAGGGAUCGUGUCAUGGAUAAUAUUGUACUUGCAAAGAGAAAUCGACUUCCUCUUGAUCAAGCGACUCAUCGUAUUUCUAAUGUGAACUUGUUCUUGCAUGCUUUGGGUUUGGAUGCUUCACAGGUCUCUGUUCCUCUGUAA